Aquila chrysaetos chrysaetos is the source of this 2535-nucleotide messenger RNA. RefSeq lists its product as uncharacterized. The coding region runs from base 1051 to 1938 and encodes 295 amino acids. The record is from RefSeq and is a predicted model, not a curated record. NCBI's taxonomy places the organism in Eukaryota, Metazoa, Chordata, Aves, Accipitriformes, Accipitridae. The transcript is spliced from 2 exons.
AGCGAUUCUGUGCUGCACCCAGGCAGGAGGGGGAAGCCUGUCGGUGUCGCACCGGGUCCCCGCGGCGGAAGCCUUCAAAGCGCCCGGGCGGCGGAGAUGCAGGCUCCUCUUCGACCCUCCGAUGUUUUCUCCUUCUCCUUCUGCAGCUCCGCGGGGUCAGAGGAGACCUCGCCCUUUCACAUCUCCUGCGUCACGGCACUCAAGCUCCAGGCCGGGGGUCUGCCGGGUGCGGCAGCACGCCGUGCGCCCCGGGACCUCCUGUCAGGCUCGGGCCCAGGCCUUGCAGGGUGCUGGGUCCCUCUGGCAUCUCUUCCUUGGCCUCCUUCGGGGUCUGAGGAUCCAUCAGGGACACUCCCAGAGCCCGGCUGAGCCAGGGUGCGGGGGAAGGCUCCCCACAGCUCUCCCUAACCCCUGGUGUAGCCCUUGCACUGGCAGACCCUGCAGGGAAGGAUGCCUGUCUGCUGCACCACUAGCCUUCCCUGCGCCCCAGACACAGCCCUGGCACAGCCCCACCGGUGCUCCCUGGGAAGGGGCACAUGAACGUCACUGAGCACCGCUUCCCUGGCAGCAAGACCAAGACUGACCUCUAGCCUGUAGCAGCGACUUCUGGACGUCAGGCCCGCCAUCAGGCCCAGUUCUUCCUUUUGCUCUUGGAUUUUCUUCAUCAGGUCAUGAGGCAAACAGCUCUCCUCUGGAUGAAGGUUCUGAUCGCAGCUCUGAGAGCAAACUACGUUGAACAGCGGGCAUUAAAUGCAGGCGUGCUGCGACGGGUUGAUGGAGGGAGGAGGUCCGUGUUGCAGAACCUCCCAAAUAUCAUCCCUUCAAAGAAAAAAGCGCAGGCAACGAGCAAAAGCAGACGCAGACUGACACACAAGUUACACUGAGCCAAACCAGAAUAUGCUCAGACCCUCACUCCUUUGGGACUGUUCAGCUGAGGGUUUCCCAGACUGGCCAAUGGCCUGAAACUGGGGCAAAGCACUGCAAUGUGACAAACGCCCAGAAAGUGAAGUUCUUGUUUGGCGAAGGCUGUAUCACAGGCCUUCAGCUCCGAUGGAGGUGAACAAACAGCACUGCCCUCCUCCCUGGCCUGGGGACCCUCGCCUGCCCCAGCCCCCCACCUCAGGGUGCUUCCAGCGUGGUGGCAGUAAUGCUGGGGGACACCAACCCGUCCUGGUGGGGAGUGGCGAUAUCCCCCCUCUGGACCCCAGGAGGAAGCAGGAUGGGGUGGUGGUGGUCCUCCCCCCCGGCUGCCAGAGAGUCCUGGGACCCUUCUCAGGAGAGACCUACAGAGACUUCAAAGGAGACUCUUCCAGAGAAUCCCCUGAACAGUUGCCUAGAGGGUCCUCUGAAGGGUCCCCUGGAAAGUCUCCUGCUGUGCCCCCUGCAGAAGCCACUGCUGAGUCCCCUGGCCAGCCCCGCAGCUGCCCCCAGCCUCAUCUGCCCCGCAUGGUCCAACUGGUGGAGGAGGCGCUGCGGCCGGGCAUCGUCUCCUGCCGGGUGGUGCCCAGAUCGGGAGAGGGGGGCGGCAAGAAGGACAAGCGCCCUGCACCGGCCAGCACCCCCAGGAUGCAAAAGACCUCCCCACGGGACAACAUGCCACCCAAGAAGAAGAUGAUGGUGGUAUGCUGGGUGGCAAAACACUCAAAAACCCUGUGGGAGGGGAAGCCGGACAGGGACGGUGUGGCAGUGGGCAGCAAGUGGGUGGCAGCAAGCGCAGGGCAUCUGAGGACACCAAUGUGCCCACCUUGGCGCUUGAGCGACCCAGAAGCCCUGGGAGUGCCAGGGGACAAAGGGGCCUGCGCCCGCCCAUCCACCCCACCCACUGCUGAUAGAGAAGGUGCAGAGCAUGGAUCCCUGCAAUGUGCAACCCCAGGACAGGCCGCUGUGCAAAAAAGUCCAGGCCAAAAUGCCGCAGGAGUUGGGGAUGCCCCGCACUGACCUGAGGGCAUGCUUGCGGAACUCCAUCCGGAGUUUCCACCCACUGGGGCAAAGAGUGAAGGUGGUGGGGCUGGUGUGCCAACCACCCGACCUGGAGCCCCAAGCUGACCCUGCUGCGUCCCCAGGCCCCUGCUGGUGGCCCUGAGACCCAGUGUGGGGAUGGCUGCCUCCAAGCCCCCGGCUGAUGGCAAGAAGGAGAUGGCACUGGCAGUGGCAUCAAGCAGCAAGGUGUGCACCAGUAUGGCCACCAAAGCCAAGCAGCCAAGCUGGCUGUGACUGUCGCCCACGGGGGCAAACCCCACAGGAGGGGCUGCCGCAGCAGCUCUGCAUGCCGCCACAGCUGCUGCACCCUCCCACUGACUCCAUGCUAUCCCUCAGGCCCUGGGGGUGGCCUUAUGGCUGUGGCCACCCCGCUGGAGGAGCGGGACGAGUCGAUGCCCGUCACUCCCGAGCUUGCUGUCUAUCCCAGUGUCCUGCUCCCCAUCCCUUGCUUUUUCUCUGUAUCCCAUUUUCUUGCUCCCUGUCCCUCACAUGUUUUCUGUAUCCCUCACGCCUUCCUCCUGCCCUUCCUUCCCCAUGCCCUCCCGCCUCUGGCCU